GGGAGGGAGGUGAAGAUGAGGAGGAGGAAGAGGAGGAUAAGAAAAGCUGACAAAAUGGCGAUGACAGAUCUGCUGAAAGCCGAGGAGAUCAAGAAAGCUCUUGAAGCCUUUGCAGGAGAAACAUUCGACCCUAAAAAGUUCUUUGAAAUGGUGGGAAUGAAGGCCAUGUCAGCUGAAAACGUCAAGAAGGUCUUCCAGGUUCUGGAUGUGGACGGUAGUGGCUUCAUAGAGGAGGAGGAGCUCAAGUUUGUACUGAAGGGCUUUUCCAAGGAAGGCAGAGAUCUAACUGACUCUGAGACAACAGCAUUCCUCAAAGCCGCAGACAAAGAUGGAGACGGCAAGAUUGGCAUUGACGAGUUUGAAAUCAUGGUGCAUGAGUAGGGGAUAGCUGAACACCCCCCUUUCUUCUUCUUCCUCCUCCUCCUCCUCCUCUUCGUCCCUGCAUUCAUAUUUUGUAACUACCACUACUCCUCUCACCUUCCUCGGGACCCCACACAUGGAGUCAGACCAGGCCUGCUCUCUCUACAAAACACUACAGGAGCAGGCCAACAGGGAGUUACCAUGAGGAGGAACAUACAGGCAUAGCAGGCACCAGUGUCAUUUUUGAUUUUUCAUUUUUAUAUAAAUAUUUAAUCGCACAAGCUGUAUGGGUUUCUGAAUCAUUCUUAAUGAUUUCAUGAAGGUAGUUUGUGGUCUCAAAACAGAUGGUACUAGUGCUGUAGAUGGUGUAGAUGUUAGAGACUUCUUAAAUCUUAAUUUCCUUCCUCUGUGUAUUUCAGAUCGUGCAUUUUGUAUGAUGGGUUUUACUUCUAGAUGUUCACAUAUCAGUGCACUCCUACUCCUCUUCCUAAUCCACCUUCCUUCACUUCCUCUCCUCCUCCACCUCCUCCUCCACACUCCCUGCCUCCGAUCAGAUGACGUAGUAAAUAAAAUGAUAUAUACAGUAAGAGAGUUGUGAAGAGAGAAAAUAAUAUCUAAGUAAGAAAUGAUAAUAAAAAAACUUGAGUAAUAA
Messenger RNA from Sander lucioperca (pikeperch), 1012 nucleotides. It is a transcript of the gene pvalb7, whose product is annotated as parvalbumin 7. The record is from RefSeq and is a predicted model, not a curated record. NCBI's taxonomy places the organism in Eukaryota, Metazoa, Chordata, Actinopteri, Perciformes, Percidae. Gene Ontology annotation, cellular component: nucleus; cytoplasm. The transcript is spliced from 5 exons. Gene Ontology annotation, molecular function: calcium ion binding. The coding region runs from base 16 to 381 and encodes 121 amino acids.